Molecule: messenger RNA, 5673 nt
Organism: Penicillium diatomitis
Lineage: Eukaryota; Fungi; Ascomycota; Eurotiomycetes; Eurotiales; Aspergillaceae
Gene: pkhB
Product: putative sensor histidine kinase/response regulator
Exons: 3
Coding region: 1-5673 (1890 amino acids)
Biological process (GO): phosphorelay signal transduction system; protein autophosphorylation
Molecular function (GO): histidine phosphotransfer kinase activity; phosphorelay sensor kinase activity
Source: RefSeq, a predicted model, not a curated record
AUGGGAGACGUGCGUAGUGGGAGUCAUCCUUCUGGUCCUUUACAACCGGGAACAGUCUCGACCGACGCCCUGUCGCCCUCUCGUGUACGAUCGGCAAAGUCCUCUACCGUGGAACAAGCAGUCCAUGAGAACGAGGUGAGCACAGUGACUGCAGAUGACAAAACAGGUCAUCUGGCCCAAUCUUCGGGCUCGGAACCGCAGCUGCCCCGAUUUUCUCGUGGCGACUCUGGAGAGAACCUGCGAGGUCUCACACCCAUCACCGAAGACACGCGAUCCGAGAGCGAGCAGCUGGAGGAGCAAGGAAGAAGCUCGCAAACACUCAAGGAGCUGAAGAGGCAAAUGGAAGAGCUGCUCGUAUACCAACAAAUGCAACAGCACCAGAACCAAGGCGGCGUCGCGAAUCAGUUCGCGGGUGGCCUCUCGAAUGACACACCCAAGAAACGUCGACUUUCUCAUGUCAACACGGAGGUACCUUUGACGAUACUGGGUCCCUCGUCAGGGUCGGUGGGGUCCGCAGGCACCAUCAAGGCCGAUGACAAUUAUGGCUCAGCCACGACAGAUCACACCGUCUUCCAAACUCCUUCUUAUCCCUUUCCACGUGUUCAAAAUCAUGGUUUCCAUCCGGACCUCGACCAAACAGGGCGCUCCGGUCAAUUUCGAUUGAAGCUGCCAUCUGAGAGGCUACGAUCGUCGACUCCCGGCUCUCAAGGCUCUGACGACCAUCAUCCCUCUCCUCGAUUGUCCGGCGCGCAACCCUCAUUCCUCCCGCAAACCGGUGAACCUCUAGCAGACGACUCGGACUUCCCCACCCCAAAUCUAUACGACCUUUCACUUCGAUUGAACGCCGAACCGGGACUGGACGCCUGGUGGGCCAACUUGACCGACAUUUUUCAGGCACAUUAUGGAGCGGAGCGGGUCUCUCUCGCAGUCCCGGGAGACUUGACAGACUUGGAAAACGUGCCAUGGGGCCAAAAGGCCGUCUUCAACCAGAACGUGCCUUCUACACAUCAAGAUACGCAAUCAUCAGCAGCCUCCGGUCGGAGGCCUUCAACUGUCAAUUUGGGCGCACCAUCGCAGUAUGACGACUCAUUUCAUGGCAGCAAUCCCGCGUCUACACCCGGACUUAAGAGUCCGAUGUCUGCGCGGCCACCCUUGGAAUCUCGUCAUUCGUUUGCUGGGUUUGCGCAUAGCAAGAGGGCUGCGCAUACGUCCGAAUGGGAAAAAAGCCAAGAAACACCAAAGGCCCCAACAAGAGCUGAGAGGAAGAAUGCUCGUACCCCGGGGUCACUGCACCCGACAGAGGUCCCGCCAGGUCUCAGCGGUACCCGAUUCACUACCGCUCCGCCUGAGUCCUACGAUGUAGGCAAUUCAGCUCCGUCUCAAUUGCGAAACGCUGUCUUCACUGUUCCCCGACCAUUAGAAGUGGAACCAGACCCUCUGGUGAAGCGAGCUGGAGUAGUCAAGCUAUUCGGCCGAAGCACUCCCGUGAUCCUGACUCGUGAAUACACCGCCGAUUCUAUCGACGCUCUUGGGAUGGACAAUGGGAUUCCAAGAAGUCCAAACGAGUCUAUUCAAAGGACUCCCAAUGCAGAGGGUCCUGAUGCAUCGACAUCUGCUACCCACGGUCAAAAGGCGCCAACCACUCGUCGGAUUGGCACUUUUAGGUCUGGAGACUAUGAAGAGUACGAGCAAAUACCCCAAUCACCAUGGUCACAAUCCCCGGCUCCCUCACCGGCACCUCGAACCCAUGCGGACCAGAACCCAUUUUUCACAUCGCAUACCGUGGACGAAAGCGCGUUCUCCAAGAAUCCGCCCCACCACGACUACUCUAAUUCGCGGCCAUUGGAAGCUAUCGGAGUGGAUUAUUCCAAAACUGUCGUUCACAUCCCCUUAAUUCAUGGGGCACAUUCUGAUUCCGGCUCAUUCUCAACCUUGAGGUUUCCAGUCGCUGUUGUUUCAAUACUCUCACCCAUCGUUCCGUAUCCCGUGAAUCUCCGUCAAUCGCUCGUACAUUUUAUGCCCCACCUUACGUCGUCAUUUUGUCUUGCACAGCACUACAGCCAGCUGGAAAGACAACUGGCUUCGAAAGUGGAAACACCCCGCUUUGGUCACCUUCUUGGACUGGGUGGCACCUUCUCAGAUGCAAGCAGUGAAUUGGAACUUGUGGCGGGCUUGAGUGGCCACAUGAACUACGCGACUAGCGAUCAUAGUUCAAUGUCUGCACAAGCAAGCAUCACGAGUCCCAGUGAUCGAUCGUCGAACAAGUUGAGCCCUGCUAUCUCCGCACUGGGAACCCCCGGCUUCGAUCUUGGUUAUAUGGGCCUGAAUUCUGCCACCCAGUCCCCGGCUCUGUUCAGUCGUGGUGGAGAACACAUUGACAGCUACUUUCACGUCCAGCAUAUGAGGUCAUCUCGUGAUACUGGGUCCACUCAGAAAUCUCGCCUUUCAAAAACAAAGUCAGCACUAUCAGCGUCGACGCCGACUUCGCCAGGAAGAUUACCCUCCAAGACGUCUCAUAACGAAGAUGAAAACGCUGGCCAAGAGUCGGCCUCGAAUGUAGCAUCUCCAACCCAAGACUCGCGUCCGCAGCACGCGUUUCCGCCCAAUCAACCUUCAAGGCAAGGAUCGACAAAUUCCUUCUAUACUCAGCUGCAGCGAGAAUUGCCGCGUCCAUUUUCGGACACAAUUGCUCAAUUAAUGUUGAACUCCGUACCCCUUCAUCUUUUCUUGGCAAAGCCCCAGAGUGGCGAAGUCAUCUGGACUAAUGCCAAAUUCGACGCGUAUCGCCGAGGGAAACCCCAGGAGCAGCGAUUGAGGGAUCCAUGGCAGAACAUUCAUAGCAGCGAACGAGAGCAUGUGUCCAGCCAGUGGUUGAAUGCUCUGCGUACGGGGUGCCAAUUCACGGAACGGGUUCGUGUAAGACGCUUCAACGACGAGACUGCAUACCGAUGGUUCAUCUUCCGCGCAAAUCCGCUUCUAUCAUCAACGGGCGAAGUUCUAUAUUGGAUUGGAUCCUUCCUCGACAUUCAUGAACAACAUAUCGCAGAAUUGAAAGCCGCCCAAGAAAGAGAGAAAUUCGCAACUGAUGCUAAGUAUCGCGCCUUCUCGAACUCGAUUCCACAGGUGGUGUUCGAGGCAACAGAGAACAAAGGUUUGAUCUUUGUUAAUGAGCAAUGGAAUCUCUACACUGGCCAAAGUCUCGACGAAGCAUUGAAUCUUGGCUUCGCCAAACAUGUCCAUCCAAAUGACCUUGAAAAGUGUGGGGGACUAGCCACGCAAGCUAGUCAACCACUUGCGACAGACGAGGCGGAGUCCAAAGUCAAUGGGGAGCCGGGCAAUCUACACACCGAAAGUCAUCGUGUCUCAUCUGCUCUCGACGAGCUAGUAAGACGUGGCGUUGCCUCUUUACAGAAAGACGAAAACGGCCGUGUCUUUUAUUCCACCGAGAUUAGAUUGCGAUCAAGGGGCGGCGACUACCGAUGGCACCUUGUCCGGCUUGUUCGUGUUGAAACAGGUAGUUUUGGAAAAGAAGAAGCGUCCUGGUACGGCACUUGCACUGACAUCAACGACCGCAAAAACCUGGAGCGUGAACUCAACAAAGCUAUGACUCAACUCAACAAUCAAAUGGAGUCGAAGACCAAGUUCUUCAGCAACAUGUCUCAUGAGAUCCGGACGCCCCUCAAUGGAAUCUUGGGUACCAUCCCUUUCAUUUUGGACACGCAGCUAGACACAGACCAGCGGCGCAUGCUCGAUACUAUUCAGAACACCUCUACCAACCUGCGAGAAUUGGUAGACAAUAUCCUGGAUGUCUCACGUGUCGAAGCUGGCAAAAUGUCCAUGGUCAACUCAUGGUUCCAUGUGAGGUCUAUGAUCGAAGACGUUAUCGACACUGUUGCAUCGCGGGCGAUCGACAAAGGUCUGGAGAUCAAUUACCUGAUGGAGGCCAAUGUUGCAUCCAUGGUUAUUGGCGAUCGCUUCCGCAUUCGCCAAGUGCUAAUCAACUUAGUGGGCAACGCAGUCAAGUUCACCACGCAGGGAGAGGUUUACAUUCGUUGCAAUCUUGUUCGUGAGCCAGCAGCGAAGCUCAAGAACACAGAAGCCUUCUUAAGUUUCGAUGUUGUCGACACUGGCAAAGGAUUCAGUUCCCAAGAUGCUGAACGUCUUAUGCAGCGUUUUAGUCAGCUUGGUGAGAAUGGCUCGCAACAACAUGCGGGAAGCGGACUGGGCUUGUUCUUGUCCAAGCAACUCGUCGAAAUGCACGGAGGUAAACUUAUCCCGAGCAGCAAAGAAGGCCAAGGAGCCCAAUUUUCCUUCAAUGUCAAAGUUGAUGCACCUCCGCCGCCAUCUCCAGCUGAGCGUCCAUCCCUAUUCCGCCAGGCUUCGUCUGUUUCGAGGAGGCCAGCCACAUCCAGGACGACUUCAUACGACCAGAGUAAUUUCCACCCGCCCAGAAACCAGGACCACAUCCUCAAUAUGGCAAGUUUAUCCCGCGGACUUGAGUCUCCGGGUUUCGAACUCGGCCCUUCAGGCUUGUACCCGACCUCCACUAUGUCAUCCGCGUUGCCUACACCAGACCUGCAGACACCCUCACCCCCCUUCUCUGCCACGAGUGCGCACUCUGCCAGCGAGACCCUGGAUGUGGCAUCAGGGACAUCGGGUCGUCUCCCCACGUCGCCUUCGCAGGGCUCCAUAUCUGGGUUGCACCGCCCGUCGUCUCAUGGACCCUUGUCGAUUAUGAUCCUCUGUCCGCUCGACAACACUCGCAAGGCCACGAAACAGCACAUUGAGCAGGUCGUGCCACAUGAGAUUCCGUUCAAGAUCAUCACUUUAGUGGAUAUCGACGAAUGGAAGGACGCAAUACAUUCAGACCCCGGAGCAAACUGUACUCAUCUGGUUCUCAAUCUGCCUUCGAAUGACGAUAUCUCCGAAGUCAUUCAGUACGUGUCUCAACGUGAACCGGGGCAUUCUCCCGUUAUGGUGAUCAUUUCGGACUUGUAUCAGAAGCGCCAAAUUAGCGGAAGUGUCAAAGACUUGGCUGCCACGGGUAGAAGCGUCUACAUUGUGCCCAAACCAGUGAAGCCUUCUUCCUUUUCGCCUAUCUUCGACCCAGAUAGCAAGCGUGAACUGAGCAAGGACCGCAAUCAAGAUAUGGCACGCGAAAUCAACAACAACUUCAAGACUGUAUCAAAGAUGGUGAAAGAGGUGCUUGGUAACAAGGGCUACCGGGUCCUGCUUGUCGAGGACGAUGAGACUAAUCGCGAUGUCAUGCUCAAAUACCUUGACAAGAUCAAGCUGAUGUCGGAAACCGCCUCGAACGGACAAGAAUGCACGGACAUGGUCCUCUCUAAGGAACCGGGAUACUACUCCCUUAUCAUCUGUGAUAUCCAAAUGCCCAUCAAGAAUGGCUAUGAUACUUGUCGGGAGAUUCGAGCCUGGGAACAGAAGAAUCAUUAUCCUCAAAUUCCGAUUAUGGCACUAUCAGCCAACGCGAUGACGGACCAAAUCGAAAAUGCCGCGCGAGCUGGUUUCAACGACUACGUCACCAAGCCUAUCAAGCACAACGAACUCGGCAAAAUGAUGAUGGGCCUGCUGGAUCCGGGCAGGCCUCUAUCACUGCUUCGAGAUCGUCUCAAUGGAGGGGGCGCAGAUGCCGCCCAGCCCGACCGCCGAUAG